UGGAGGCAGCAAAACUGCUCAGCUUUCUGUAAUAGCCAGCAGAGGAAGCGGGGUUUUCCUUGCAGCAGGGGCUGGAGCGCGCUUGAUUCUUUGAGUAGGAAAUACUGCAGGCUUCUGGACUGCGUCUCCUCGAGGGAGAGGCUGGCUGUUGUAGUUCCACCCACCGGCUGGAAGGAGGGGGUUUGAAUAAAAGAGAAGAAAAGCCCCAAUACCUCGGGUCCCUCCGUGAGGGCGACCGCAGCAACUAGGCUGGGGCGAGCGAGGACGCGCUCCCUGCCGUCAUUCCUCCCUCCUUUUCUUUUCUUUUCUUUCCUUUUUUCUUUUCUUUUUUUCCCCUUUUUUCUUUUUUUUUAAAUAGAGCUCUUCCUUCCCACCCCCUCCUUUUCUCUUUUUAGUAAGCGGGUGGAGGGAUCGUGAGAAACCGCGAGGAAGCCGAUCUGAGGAGAUCCGGACUUCCCUCGUCUUGCUGUUUUCUCCGAAAGGACUGCCACCCCCUCCCGGUUCACACACCCCUCUUCAGACCCUGGCAAUUGACAUUACUUAAGAGCAGGAGGAAGAGGGGGGGUCCCGAUCUAACGGGGGGAGGGCGGAGAAAAGCAAAGCAAAGCAAGACCCGUUUCCCCCUUUUCGAUGUUUUGAUUUUUUUUAAAAAAAAAAUUAUUUUUAAUUUUUGCGGCGGUUGACGCGGCUGGAGCUAGUGAGCGUUUAGAAGGCAAAGAAGUCCGAGGGAGGAAAAAAGAAAGAAGCCACCUUGAUUAGGACUGUCAGGAAUAGUGGCUUUAACCGAAGAAAGGCCUGGGGCACGACUCUCUGUCAACGAGUUCCCUGCAUCCGAGAUAAAGAUUCUAGCUACAUGGGCAAACGCUUGGAACAGCAGCCAAUGUUCCCACAGUACACAUACUACUAUCCCCAUUAUCUCCAAACCAAGCAUUCCUAUGCACCAGCUCCCCAUCCCAUGGCUCCUCCCAGCCCCAGCACUAACAGUAGCAACAACAAUAGCAACAACAGCAGUGGUGAACAGUUGAGUAAAACCAACCUGUACAUCCGAGGCCUUCCUCCCGGCACCACUGAUCAGGACCUAAUCAAACUGUGCCAGCCGUAUGGAAAAAUUGUAUCUACAAAAGCAAUCCUAGACAAAAACACAAAUCAGUGCAAAGGUUACGGUUUUGUAGAUUUUGAUAGUCCAGCAGCUGCACAGAAAGCCGUAGCAUCUCUUAAAGCAAAUGGUGUGCAAGCUCAGAUGGCUAAGACCCAGAUUCUUGGCAAAUAUUUCUUACAUGUGGCUAAAGCUGAACUGUCUUUGGAAAGCUUCCCCCCUAUUUUCAAGCAACAAGAACAAGAUCCCACAAAUCUUUACAUUUCAAACUUGCCCAUUUCCAUGGAUGAACAAGAGUUGGAGAAUAUGCUUAAACCUUUUGGACAUGUCAUUUCCACCAGAAUAUUAAGAGAUGCAAAUGGCGUCAGUAGAGGAGUUGGAUUUGCCAGAAUGGAAUCUACUGAAAAAUGUGAAGUUGUAAUUCAACAUUUUAAUGGAAAAUACCUGAAAACACUGCCAGGUGUGCCAGCCCCAACAGAACCUUUGCUGUGCAAAUUUGCUGAUGGAGGACAAAAGAAACGACAGAAUCAAAGCAAAUAUACUCAGAAUGGGAGACCCUGGCCAAGAGAAGGAGAGGCUGGAAUGGCCUUGACAUAUGACCCUACAGCUACUAUACAGAAUGGAUUUUAUUCCUCACCGUACAGUAUUGCUACAAACCGCAUGAUUCCACAGACAUCUAUCACGCCAUUCAUUGCUGCUUCCCCUGUCUCCACAUAUCAGGUUCAGAAUACUUCAUGGAUGCCCCAUCCAUCAUAUGUUAUGCAACCAACAGGUGCUGUGUUAACUCCAGCAAUGGAUCAUACAAUGUCCAUGCAGCCAGCAAGUAUGAUGGGCCCCUUGACACAACAGAUGAGUCAUCUUUCCUUGGGCACAACAGGAGCAUAUAUGACGGCUGCUGCACCUAUGCAAGGGACCUAUAUUCCCCAGUACACUCCUGUGCCUCCAACAGCUGUCCCUCUUGAAGGUGUAGUUGCUGAAACCUCUCCACAGACAGUAGCACCUUCAUCACAGGAAUCCAGUGGUCAACAGCAACAGAUGGCUGUCGAAACAUCCAGUGAACAUGCAUCUGCAUAUUCAUACCAACAGUCAAAACAAUGAGCAGACCUGAAAAAUGUCGGUCAGCAAAGUUUGCCUUGAAUGAAAAAACUUCAUUGAACAAGAAGUUGGCUUCCCGUUUGCACAGGCGGCGACAUUUUUUUUUCUCAUUUUCUACUUUACCCAGCAAGAGUGUUUCUAUGUGCUGUGCAAAUUGUUUGGUCAUAUAGUCUGAUAGUUUUAUUUUUGCUAAUUUUUUUAAUUAAAGGGGAAAACAUGGCAAAAUACUGGGUUUUAUCUGAAUGAACAUUUGAAAUUCAGAAUUUACUACUUGGAACUGUACAUUUAUACUUUUUGUUUGUUUGUUUUGUUUUCUUUGUUUUGUUUUGUUUUUUGUUUUGGGUUUGGUUUGGUUUGGUUUGGUUUGGUGGUUUCAUUUGGUUUGGUUUGGUUUGGUUUGGUUUGGUUUUUGGUUUCCCAAAAAAACAAGAAUGAUGAUAAUAAGAGGGAAAAAGCUGAGAUGAAAACCAGUGGUGUUCCUCAAGAAUCCAGCUAAUUCUUUGCCCUUGUUGAAAUCAACUGUGUCUUUCCUUUUGAAUUUGUGUGCAUAAUGUGUUUGAUUUUUUUAAAAGAAAUGUUUAAGAAAGAUUUAUAUUGAAUCUUAAUUGCCUUAAUUUUAAGGAUGUCGAAGGCUUUCAAGGCAAGCUAUCAACGUUUUGGUAGAAGAAAAGCAAAUAGAUUCCAAUGUAUGUACACCUGGAUCAACUGGUGCUGAAGUUCAACAGACUGAAUUUUUAGGGUUAACAAACAACAACAAAAUAAAAACUGUACUAAACAGAAAAUAUUAAACAAAAACUAUUGAUAAAGGAACUGACAACUUCAAGAAUUGAAAAAAAAGCGGAGACUUUUAUGAACUUUCUUAGUGUUGACAGAGAAGAAUCAAAAAAGCUAAAGUAUUUUAUAAUAAAAUUAUUUGAGAAGGAGGUCAACUUGCAUUUUAAAGAAUUGGUAGGGAGGGUUCAGUUUUUUUUUAAUUUACAAAAUGUGUUUGUUGGCCAGAGCAUUAGAGUUUUUUAUCUGCAGUCUUUUUUUAUGAGCUUUAAAAAGUUUUUAGUCUGCUUUGCUUGUCACAUUGCAAACACCUAGCUUAAAAGCAUUGGGGAAAAAUCUUAGAUAGGAGCUUAUGGUCAAAAAAGUGCAAAAAAGCAAUAGCUAGAAGAAAUUGUUGACAAUUUCUGUAGUCUUUCCUAGUUGUGAUCAAAUGCAGCCUAUGGAUGGCCUGUUUUAUACCAAAGAUGAAAAGACACCCUACCACAGUUAAGAAGAUAGAAGGUUUUUAUUUUAUUUUAUUUUUUUCUUAUUUCUUUCUAAAAAAAUCUUUGUUUGACUAAUAUGGCCGGUCCACUUGUUAUCUUUGUGUAUUGUUUAAAUUUUCUUCCACUAGUUAUUUUACAUUCUAUGAAUUUGGGAUUCUAAUCAAAAAUUCUGAUUAGUUGGUACUUAACAACACUUAGCAAAAUACGAGGAAGAUUUCAGUUGCCAGUUAUUCAAAGUGUCUUUUACCUUUUCUGUGCUUUUCUGUAUUUUUUUUUCUUUUUUACUGAAGCAGGAGUCUUCCUUCCUUAUAUCAUCCCAUGGGCUUUUUCUUUUGCCUGUUCUUUCCCUGUAUUGGUUUUCAGUGCUGUGAACCAUCCAUGAUCAUCGUCCGGACGGUAUUUGAGUCACUUGGAAGAGGCCACUGAAAAUGGUUAAUGUUUUUCAAUUGUCGCAACCAAGAUAAAAGUUUAAAAUGGUUUGUGUUAAUUUUCAUGCAAGCAUGAAAUUAACAAUCACUUUUUAUUAAAUGGAUUUCUGUUGUCUUCAUAUGUUUACUGACAAUCAGUGAUUAGCUUAAUUAGGUAAAAGACAAGAAUGACUAUGUUGAAUCAGUGCAAACUUAUUUUUUAAAAGAUAAAAGAAUAUAUGGAAUCUAGGAAUCUAGGAAUAUAUGAAGGAUCCAGGAAAAUUCCAUCUCCCAUUCAUAGUGAUUGAAGAAGGACUUUUUUCCCCAACUGUCUAUGGAGAAAACAUUUUAAAAUGAACUUUCCAACCAUUUCCAAUUUACUUAUUCUUUGCUAGAUGUGGCACAGUCCAGGGAUCAUCUCUUUUAGACAGCACUAUUUAGACAAAGAGGAGUUAAGGAGAUAUAUAUAUAUAUAUAUAUGGAACUCAUGGAACCUGCACUAAUUCCUAAAAGUUUCUGUCCUCAAAUUAGAACUGGUAUUUAUGAAUGGGGUAGAUAAGUACAAUGUAUCAUUUUGAGAAGAUAAAGCAUUUAAAAUGAUCCUUUUUUAGGAAAAAAAUAGACUUCAGUGCAGUGACUGUGAUGUAUUAAAAAACAGGGUAAUCAUAUUGAAAAAUGAAAGCAAAAUGAAAAAUAAUAACACAUGUUUUUGGGGGGAGGGAAGGAGAAUCAAAGAGAUUCAACUUACCCAAUUUUAAUAUCAAUGACAUAGACAAUUAAACAUGACUCCUACAUGAGCCUAGUGAAAUAACACAAGGUUUUGGCAGGAGCAUUAUUGUGCACAGAAUCCAUGGUUACAUUUAAAUGAUGUUUUUUAAAGAAAUUGAGUAUUUUUUUAAGAAUACUAAAAACAGUUCUUUAUUUUUAAUGUAGUAUUUCGUAUUUGGGAGGGUUGGGUGUUGGAUAACACACCCCCUCAAAAUGGCUGCUCAAUGCAAACAUUAAAAAGCAAAAAAAAAAGAAGAAGAAGAAGAUGAAGAAGAAGAAAAAGGAAAACAGGUUGUCUCCUGGCUGGCAUAAUGAAAAGUACCUGGUUAUUUGAAAUUCAUCUAGUUUUCAGUAACCACAUAGAUAAUUAAAACAACCACACAGAGAAAAUAAUAUAUUAAUAAGGAUUUCUAGCUUCCUUUUUUCACAUGCUUUGCCAAUGCUAUUACUUUCUAUGAACAUUCCUUGAUUUUUCCCCCUUGUUUUCAUUUGGAAUAGGUGUGCCUAUUGAAAGGGGUAUGAGAAAAAUGAUCAAGCCAGCCUGGUUUUCUUCCUUUUUAUUCUCUCUCUCUCUCUCUCUCUCUCUCUCCCUCUCUCCCUCCCUCCCUCCCACUCUCUCUCUCCCCCUCCCUCCCUCCCUCCCCUGUAAAUAUAGCGUUUAUUCUCCUGUGGCACAAUUCUGUUUAAUAUGAAAGAAGCAUGUGUUGUGGAUUUGCUUGUUUGUUUUUUAAUUGUCUUGUGAAUACUACUUUGGUGCAAAGAAUAGUCUCAUUGUUGUUGACAAUGAGGCUGUAAGGUAGCUACCAUGUGGCAGAUGGAUAUGGCUGAGAUACCUUUUUGUUUUGGAUCAGCCCUCUGCUGUUUUCUUUAUACUUUGCAUCAUUUUCUUUGGGUCUAUUUCCCCAAUCAGGUUCAAAACCAGUGUAGGAUUUUUCAUUAAGUCAGGCAUCUUCCUCUUCCUCCUAACCAUUAGUUCAUCAUUGUCACCUGGUGUCUGAGAACUUUAUAUGUUUUUAUCCUGUGGCAUCCUAGCAAUUCUACCAUUUUGCAAAUAAAUGAAAAGGGUAAAGUCUCUUGAAUCAAGUGUGACUCUUAGUGACACAUCUUUGUGUUUUCUUUAAUGAGAGACAUAGUAUGCCUUCUUCUGAAUUAUUAUUAUUAAUUUUAUUUUACUUUCAAGUCUUGUCUGUAUCAUUGUAUUUCUUGAUGGAUCCUAUCCAACAAUCAGGAUUGUUCCUCCUUACCUUUCUAAAAUCAGCCAAAGUCAACUAAGUGCUUUAUCUACCUGGUCAUUAUAAAUGGAAAAGUAACAUAUUUUUUCCAAUAAAUUGUUGUUUAAUAGAUUUUCCUUUGAUGCAUCACCAAGUUAAUAAUUGAUAGCCUAGAGACUAUGUUUGAGCCAAACUGCUGUAAUCUAAAGUUGAACAUGCCUAAAGAAAAUCAAAAGCUAAUCCUUCAUUUCAAAUUUAAUUUUAUUAAUCCUUUUAUACCCAACAGACUUUAUGGGCAUUUAUACCCAACAGACUUUAAAACAGCAUUAAGGAGGCUAUAUAAUUUGGGUUCAAUAUUUACAAGUUUUAUGACAUUGAUGCAUCAAUCUGCUUAUAUUAACUAUAUGAUGUCAGUGUCAUAGAUGAAGAAAUUAUUUUUCAUCUCCUAGAAAAAGUCAGCAUAUACUCUAAAUCUGACCCCAACAUGGAAUAAAAUAUAGGAAAGUUUCUAAUGAUAGGAGAAUGGUUAUAAUCAUUUUAACUUUAGAUUGACAGAGCUAACUUUUUAAAAAUCAAAAGACAUUUGAUUCAUUUAGUAAGACCUUAGAAUUUUCCCUUCUUUCAUAGGCAUACAUCUCUUUAUGUGAUGCCACAAUCUAGAGAAGAUUGGAAUGUUCCAGAACUCAAGUGCAAUGUAAAUUAGAGGAGAAAAGAUAAUACGUCUAAGGUCCAAAAGCACAUGGAGAUUGCAGAUUUUGCAUCAACAGUAUAUCUAUAUAAAUCUAUUUCACAAUGUCAUCUGUAAUCUCUGCUCAGUGAAUGUAUUUAACCCAUACCACCUUAACAGUGAAAAGGACAAUUUCCUAAAGCAUUUUAUUAUUUCUCACAGUGCUAAAACCACUAAAAAUUAUACUGGGCACCUAAAUAGCCUUGUUUCAUUCCAGGAAGAUAGUUUAUGGAACCAGGAGUUAAUUCCUUAUGCCCAGAUGAUCAUAUUUUCCUAGUCUGAUAUCAUAUAGAAAUAUACUUUGGGUUGUACAUCUAGUCUUUGAAAGUUUUAUUAUUCCAAUCCUGAUAUGGGUAAUGACAUAAAACAGCAAUGCAGACAAGACUUCUACUUGUGCAGAGGAAUUUACCAGGCUUUCUGGAUAACCACAGUUUACCCUCCUCUGCUAGCCCCUCCUCAGCUUCAUCAACUUCUGAGAUGGGAUUGCUGGUUUUGAGAUAAUAUGAUGAUGGUUAUCCAGUUGCUUAUAAGACAGCCCAGUGCUGGACUACUGAAAUAUGGGAUUUGGAAAACUAAUAUCAUUGCAAUAAUGUCAGAAUAAACCUAGGCUGGAUUUCAAUAUCACCAGGAUUCAGAAAGCCUUUCCUCAGAUCUUUUUAAUUAGUGUGCAUUUAAUUCAAGUAUUGGAGCAAGAAACCAUAUGUGUCUACGUAUAUGUAUAUGCAUAUGUACAUAUAUAUGCAUAUAUAUAUAUAAUGUACACACACAUACAUAUAUAUGCAUAUAUAUAUGAUGCACACACAUAUAUGCAUACACACAUACUAGAUAUAUAUACUGUAUGUAAAGAGAGACAUAUUUGACAGUCUUCAACAAUAUUGAGGGAUGUUUAAAUUUCUUCUGAAUAUGCUUUUCCUGCUACAUUUCUGAUUACAAGGUUCUACUUUUUCCAAGAAGCAUAGAGAGAAUUCCAAGUAGAAAUGACCAGGUGUACUGUGACAUGAUCCACCACAUAUAAAGCCUUGUCAGUGUGUGCCAUACAUUUAAGAACUGGGGGUUUCUUUCAUGUGAUUUCGCUGAUUUUUUUUAAGGAUUUCAUUAAUUCCCAACUCACAUAGCUGAGCAAUCAACAGAGGGUACUUUUGCUGCAAAACGGAGGCUUUUGAAUUUGCAGUUUAAUUUCUACUUUAUCCAUGAACCUCCUAUUUGGAGCCAACCAUUCACAGAAUUUUAAAAAAUUGUUUUCCCCUCCAGCUGGUCAAUAUUUUUUAUUUUUCUGUCCUAUCAAAACCUUGUCCAAAUUAGUAGAGUUGCAAGAUCAGACUGCCCUAUUAGUGUCAUUGCAGCUGUUUGUUCUGAAGUAUGUGUGUGGGUUCUUUUGAAUUAAACCAUCAUGUUGUAUUUUUUGCUACAUACAACUCAUAAAAUUCAUAAAACUGUUGAUUAAGCAAAUAAGUGAUUCUUACAGCAAGGUUAAAUAUUUAAACUCAUUUGACAUUAUUCAGAAUAAUGAAGGAUAUGUCUUUGUAAGUUUGUCUAUCAAACCCAGCAGACUUAAGAAUGCCUGCAAUGUAGUAAUAAAAUUUAUUUUUAAUAUGUCACAGGAUUUUGAUCUAAAUUAUCUUGCCUAUGGUAUUUAAGAAAUGAUAUGAAAUGCAUAGAAAGUUGCUUUGAUUUGUAACUUGAAGCCUGAAGAUGGCAUUAUCAGCCUUGUUCUCUUCAUUAGCUGAGACUAAUGUGAGUGGAACAGGUUUAAAUAACAUCACUUAAACUAUUAUCUAUCUAAUAAAAGUCUUCUGUGAGCUGGGCUAAUGGGCUUCACACAAUGAAUCAACCUCAUGGUGAUAAAGCCAAAUUUGGGAUUUAAGAUAGUUGUAUUUGAGUCAUACAUAGUCAACUUUUUAUUUCAAUGCUUUAUUUAAUAUGAAAUUGUUUUUGAUAAACAAAUGGAUAAUGGUUCUUUGUUUCUUUUGAAUAGGCUAAGGAUGUUCAAGCAGUAUUCUGUAACUGUAAAGGAAAGCCCAGCACAUAUUUCUGAAAAGUUCUUUUUUAUGUUAUCAAACUUUUCUACACAAUUAGAUGAUUUAAUUUUAAAUAAAGCAUAAUAUCAUCAUGCAUGUUACAAAUGGUGUGUUAGAGUUGGCUUUCACCACUCCUGAAAGCCAAUUGUUAAACAAUUAAGCAUUUUGUGACUGAUUGACAGCAGAAUUAAGCUACCACUGAGUCAGCUUUUUGGCAGUGAAUGGAGAAAAUGGCAAGAAGGUGACGAUCAACAGAGAGAAAACGGAACUGCUUAGCUCCUUUUUUUCUCCAUCUUUAUACAAAAGAAAAAAAACUCAUCAAAAAGUUGUAAAAUUCAGAAUUUUGCAAGUGAAAAUCAGCAAGAAAAUGGUAAGAGAAUACCCAUCCAGUCUAGAUGAAUCCAAAUCAUCAGGAUCAGAUGAAUUACACCCCAAGGCUCUGAAGGAACUGGAAGACGUGAUCUCAGAACAAGUGAACGAUAUCUUUCAAAGAUCCUAGACACCGGGGAACUACAAAUGACUGGAAAAUAGCUGAUAUAAUUCCCAUCUUCAAAAAAGGAAAUAGAUCCAAGAAACUACAGACCUAUCAUCCUGACAUCAAUAUUUGGAAAGAUUCUGAAAAAGAUAAGGAAUGAAUCUACAAGCACCUAGAGGCCAACAAAGUCAUAACCACAAGCCAAUAUAGGUUUGUCAAAAACAGAUCAUGCUAAAGAAAUCUUAUUGUAUUUGUUGAAAAUGUCACAAAAUUAAUGGACUAGAGAAAUGCUGUGGAUAUAAUUUACUUGAACUUCAGUAAGGAAUUUGAUAAAACAGACCACAACCUAUUACUUAAUGAAAUAGAAAAAUGUUGGUAAGACAGCAUCAUCACCAGAUGGAAUCAUAACUGGCUGACCAAUUGAACUCAACAAAUAGUCCUUAAUUUACAUGGAGGGAAUUAUGCAGUAGGAUACCCAAGGUUCUAUUUUAGGCCAGUACUCUUCAAUAUCUUCAUCAAUGAUUUAAACAAGGGGAACCCAUCAAAUUUGCAGAUGAAACCAAACUGGCAGGAAUAGCCAACACUCCAGAAGACAGACUCAAGAUACAGUUUUGGUUACAAUAUAAAAAAGACGUUGGACUUCAGUUAGGUAUUUGAUACAAUAGACCAUAACCUAUUACUUGAUAAGAUAGAAAAAUGUGGGUUAGACAGCAUCAUCACCAGAUGAAUUCAUAACUGACUGACCAGCUGGACUUACUGUGUAGUCCUUAAUGAAACUGCAUCUACAUGGAGGGAAGUAUCCAAUAGGUACUCCAAGGUACCCUACUACAGAAAGAGUGCAGAGGAAAGCAAGAAGCAUGAUUGGGGAACUUGAGGCUAAAACAUAUGAUGAAUGGUUAUAGGAAUUGGGUAUGUAGUUUAAUGAAAAGAAGGAUUAAGGGUGACGUGAUAGCAGUAUUCCAAUAACUAAGGAGCUGCCACAAAGAAGAGUGGGCUAAUCUAUUCUCCAAAGCAUCUGAAGCAGGAUAAAAAGCAAUGGAUGGAAACUAAUCAAGGAAAGAAACAAUCUAGAAUUAAGAAGAAAUUUCCUAACAGAGCAAUUAGUAGAACAACUUGUCUCCAGAAAUUGUGGUGUUCCAACACUGGAGGUUUUUAAGAAGAGAUUGGACAACCACUUGUCUGAAAUGUUAUAGGGUUUCCUGCUUCAGCAGACAAUUGGACCAGAAGAUCUCCAAGAUCCCUUCCAACUCUGUUAUUCUGUACUGGCAUUGUUGAUUGUUACGUAUUUAUAAGUACACCAUUGUUUUUAACACAUAUGCAACACUUUGCAAAAUGAAGAACAAUAAUGCAUAAUUAUAAGGCUGUAUCUAGGAUCGGGUCAAAAAAAGACAAGAUAUCAACUCCACUAAAACAAUAUGAUCACAUCUCUGCUUUUGGUAUGCGUGCUAUAUAUGCAACACAUAAAAACAAGACAAAACUUUUAUUGUGCCAUCAUAUUUCUGUCUUGAUUUUUUCCCCCCACUAUAAUCUGGAUCAUUCUAUUCCUUAGGAAGUGGAUUUUAGGAAUCAGCCAAGGAUACAAAGAAAGCAGGAAGGAACUUUUAAUCCUUUGGGGAAAUCAUUCUUUCACCUAGUAUAGUUACAUUACCUAAAGUGGAUUUCAACUUUAAAUUCAUCUUCAUACCUCAGAUUUCAGAAAAUAAACAGUAUUUUAACAUUUACUAACAUGUUCUUUGCUUAUAAUUAAAUAAAUGGAAUAUAUAAAAAAUAGUGUAAAAGUGAAUGUCAGGUUUGCUUCUACAGAGAUUAAAAUGCCGGUGCUUUCAUAAAUGGAUUUUGACAGUUAUCAGAGGUUCUUUCACCAUAAUGAUCAUUUGUUAGGAGCUGUAAAUGAUCCAUUAUUACUCACAAUUGCUUAGCACCUUCUUCUUUUGAAAGCUGAUGAAGACAUAAGAAUUUCAGUGCUUGUCUUUAAAAGACAAAUAAGGACCAAAGAUACCAACUUCAGAUAUUUCUGCAACAGAAAGAAGAGCCAACAUGAUACACAUGUGAUUUCAACAAAUGACAAAAUUACUUGAGGAAUAGCUUCAUAAAAAUGUCUUUUAAUUGUGCCAAGUGGACGGGUACAAUACUAGAAGCCUCUAUUCCUGACAAAUCUUAUUAUCUGAACAUCAGAAGCAAUAAUUCCUUGUAAAAUAAAAAUAUUCACUCAACUGUGUGAUGACUUGGCCUUAACUUAUCUGUAAUAAACUACUGAUAGAUGUUCUAAAUGAAUUGUUCAGGUGAUAUUCAAAAACAAAGCAGAAGCUAAGUCAGGUUAUAGUUUGCUACAACGAAGGGAUUUCUAUAUCGGUCUUAGAACGAGUAUUACAAUCCUACUCAUUGCUCAUUUUAGAUUUAAAGCUGACAGAAUUUUAUCAGAUCAUACUGAAACAGCCAUACUUCCCACCAAGUAAUAGUUAAUUUUAUUUAUAUGAUUCUCAUGGAAGAAAAAGAAUUGUUCCAAUAUUUCAUAUAAAUAUUUAAUUUUUUAAUUUUAAAUUGUUUUCCUUUUGGUUAAAAUGAAACCAGCUCAAGAAACUAGGACUCUGAAAUUAUAUAAAUUUUCUAUGUAGGGGUAAAGGGAGGAGGCCUUUGUAAAUUUCCCAGGUCCUAAGAUGUAAGGUAAUGAUUCUAACUUGUAAAAAUCAAGGGUAUAUUUGUGGUAAUGUUUCAUAAUGUCAUUAAAAGUUCUAUAUUGCAGAAGAUUGCUUUUUAACUCUGCCUUCUUUGUUCAUUUGUAUCGUAAUCCUUAUAGCUGCCGUUUUCCCCAUUCUUGGGGUUUUAUGUAGAUCAGUGGAUGUAAGAAUUAAACCUGUCUUUUCUUUGAUGAAGCUUUUAAUAAAAAAGA
Molecule: messenger RNA, 11943 nt
Organism: Ahaetulla prasina
Lineage: Eukaryota; Metazoa; Chordata; Lepidosauria; Squamata; Colubridae
Gene: RBMS3
Product: RNA binding motif single stranded interacting protein 3
Exons: 15
Coding region: 854-2194 (446 amino acids)
Cellular component (GO): nucleus; ribonucleoprotein complex; cytosol
Molecular function (GO): poly(A) binding; mRNA 3'-UTR binding; poly(U) RNA binding
Source: RefSeq, a predicted model, not a curated record